Molecule: messenger RNA, 3285 nt
Organism: Temnothorax curvispinosus
Lineage: Eukaryota; Metazoa; Arthropoda; Insecta; Hymenoptera; Formicidae
Exons: 7
Coding region: 211-1614 (467 amino acids)
Source: RefSeq, a predicted model, not a curated record
UAUCCGAGUGGCCACGAGCCGAAACGUUUCCGGUAUAUGUCGCCCGCGUUUUAAAAAAAAAUCCUCGCGACAACAACCUCGCACAAGGCUUCUCUUCUCCUAAAAAUAACUCCAGAAUCAGGAUCCGCCAUUAAGGUCAACGACACGUUUCGAGGAAACUCUGUUUUAAAUCAAGAGGCAAACGAGGCCUCGUUGUAAUUAAACGGAAGGAUGUGGUUGUCGAGGACGUCGCUCCUAUUGGUACUAGUCGGGCUGGCGAGUUCCGAGAAGAAUAAUGAGGACGAUGCGUCCAGCGUCUUCAUCGAGGAAGCUAAAAACCUCUUUUCCCAGAAGUCGCUCCAAGACAUGGCCCAGACUUUUGCGCAGUCAGAUUCCGCCAAGCAAGUCCGCGACAUGAUAUUCGAAAAAAGAUCCGCGGCGGACGAUGUCGGCCAGCUCAUCUCCGGGCUGAGUAGCUUGAUGUCAGGUGGACAAAAUAAUCAAGGUUUCGAUUUAUCAAUGGUGGGCUCAAUUCUGAGCGCCUUGAAUACUGGUAAGAGAUCGACGAGAGACUCGGAACACAACGAGGAUUCCGGUAUAGACUGGGCGAGCAUAGUCAACAUGGGCAGCAUGUUCUUCCAGCAAAAUGCAAACAGCGACAUGGCAAUGGGUCUUGUGCCAAUGCUUCUAGAUGCCCUAGGUCACGGAAUGAAUGACAACGAUGCCGGGAAUAAAGAUCACUCUGGGCACUCCUGGUUCUUGCCACCAGUAUUGGAGAACAUUCACGUCAUGUGGGAGCAUUUCAGUAAUUCGGAACUUGGGCAAACGUUAUGGAAGAACAGCGGUCUAUCAAAAGUAAUUGCUCAAAUGACGGACGAGAAAGGCAAUAUCCUCUGGGAGAAGAUCCUGGACAGUUUUGAACAUCCUGCUAUACGUCGAAGGUGGAUCAGAUCGCUCACGAAUUUUGUGGCCGAAUGGAUCUCUCACGUUUCUGAUCCGGUAAAUCAACAACGUUAUCUCACGACCAUACAAUUCGUCGGUAAUAGCUUUCUAAAGUCUCAGGGAUUUCCAAAAACAUUGAUGUUCGAUGCCACAAAACCAGCGGAGAGUAUCUCCAGAUUAGCAAAUGGGAUAGCGAAGAGAUACCUAAACAUGAACGUCGACAGCUCGCAGUACGUAAGGCCGGCGAUAUCCUAUUUCCAGGAAUUAAUGAGCUUGGCCUCCGAAAAAGGAUUUAUCAUGUCCCGCGUAAAUGCACGAGAGCUAAGCAACAGACUAACCGAUAUCAUUAACAAUGAUUUCAUCGGCCCUAUUCUCAAGUCGUAUCGUGCGUACAAAUGGGCGACGAAGAUGCCGCAAUGUGCUAGUCAAAUCUUAUGUACCAUAAAUGAGAAGAGUCAGCAACGUGAAGACGCCAGCAAUGAGCUAUUUGAACGUGUACGCAACAAAUUGCUGAGGGUAGCAAGUUUCCCCGCGGCUUGGGCAGUCAGUAAUAAGUUAGGAACUAAUUUCUGGCCCCUCUACGGAGCCAUCAUGGAGCAUGAGGGAUGCAUUAGCAAAUACCCAGCAGACUGCACCGCUUUCCAUGAAGAGGAGAUCAGAGUAACUACGGAAAACAUUCAUAGCGAACUUUGAGUUUAGCUCGACAGCGAUCUGUGAAAGACAUUAAUUGCUAAGUCGCCUCUAAGAUUAAAAGAAUGUGCCGCGAAGCCGUGUUCUUAUUUAUUCCAUAAUUCUAACAUAUUUAUUGCACAAAAAUAAAAUGCGCCUAACGAAAUUGCAAUGAUAAUUGCGGCGGAAUCAAUUUGACAGAAGCGACUAGAUUAUUAAGGAGUGUUUCUACAUUUUCUUUGCAUGUACAAACAAAGAUGUUAUAAAACAUCAAUUUUAAAUAUUAAAUGUUAAUAAAACGUAACCAGAGAAACGCUUAGAAGAUGCCGUGAAGAUAUCUAAAAGACGUUCUUAUCUCAUGAGUGUCUAAUGUGGUCUACUGAUUCAAACCACAUUUUUUUUAUCUUUGUAUUAUUUACAAAUAAGUUCGUGCUCAAGAACCAAGAGUCUCAAAAAAAGCAUACAAUAUAUGCAAAAGGCAAUCCAACUUUUUCGACAUUUUAAACAAUGAUUACAUUUAAGUUAAAAAUUACAUUUUAAAAAACUGCGCUAAGUUUAGCUUCUCUUAAUGACAUUACAAAAUGAGAUUGAUACUGUUUAAUGACAUUUUUAACUAUAAUAUUUUUUCUUUUAAGAAACAAAUUAGUAUCAGAAUUUUAUCACACGUAUCAUAUUAAUAAAAAUAUGUGAUGCUUUAAUUAUUACAAACCGCAAUGACCUCAUUCGUGUGGAAGACAAAAACAUCACGCGAUAUUUUCAUCUUGAAAGAUGGACGGUUAAGAUUUUAAGAUCAUUUAUAAUAAUAUAAACACGUCAUUUCUCUGAUAUUUUAUAUCAAAAGUAACUGGGCCACCAAUGUGACAAAUACUUUAGUUAAUUAUAAAAUAUUACGAGAUAAAAUUGAAUUUCUUAAAUAUCAAAAAAUUUACUUCUAUAUUCAAACGUCAUUAAGAGAAAUUUAAAAGGUAUUUUAAAUUAAUUAUCAAUGUCAUAUAAAAUUAUCAAUGUCAUUCUGGUACAAAAUUGCAGCACGGAUCCAAUAACCGCGCAUUGUACGAAAAUAAUAUUUGGUACAGAUUUUAAUCAUCUCUAAUGAGGAGCUGUUGAAACCUCGCAGCAUUAUUCAAAUUGCAAUUCUUUUUACAAUUGCUAUAAUAUAAUAUAAUAUUUGUCGAUUUAGAUAAAAGAAAGUGCAGUCAUGGGUACUUUGUGCAUGCUGCACAUUAUGCUUUAGCGUGUCCUCGCGAUUUUUCUUCGCGAGUGCAAUAACACGUGGUGCUCAAAUAUCUAUAUCAUACGUAUAAGUACAAAUAUUGUAUUAAUAAUUGUAUCUAUAUAAAUUACACGUCGUGUCUCUUUCCUCUUGUUCCAUCUCUCUUUAUUAGUUCUUACUAGACAAAUCUAUAAAAAAAUCUAAUCUAUUAUAGUUAAAACAUCAAGAAGGCACGUUAGUUUGCAGUAUAUAUUUUAUGGACUCGCUAUUACACUCUCUUUUAUGCGAAAAAUAGAACUUCUCGAGUCCGAAAUGGACGGAAGUCCGACAACUGGAUAUGUUCGAUAUGACGACGGGUUUGUAAAGACUCACGUUCGACAUUCGUACGUUAUUCAUAUCGAAUCCACAAACAACAAUUGUUCUCAGUAACUUUUUGUAAAUAGUAGUUAAAAGAUAUAAUAAAUAAAGAUCAUGUGUAAAAU